UGUUGGACCGUACGCAGCCAACUCAGACGGUCCCCGGUACUCACCACCCGUCCACGUCAUCAUCUUCCAUCUCUCUUACACUGACGCAAAUCUCAAAAUUCAGACACGAAUAAACAAAAUUCUAUCUCCAACUCUUCUCUUCCAAGCGACGACCUAUCUUCGCUCGCUCAAGGCCACGGGUUUUGAGACUCUGCGAUUCUCUCUCUCUCGCUGGAAUUCCUGAAGAUGCGUCGCGCUGCGUCGAGGAAAACGGGUCAACCAAAUUCAACACCGUCCGUCAAUUCUUCGCCCGUGGAUCUCUUCCGCUCCGCAUCAAGUAAAGCAACUUCAAAAGAGUUGGAACGAAUCGAUAACCUAUUUUAUUCAUAUGCAAGUGGAUCUUCUGCUAUGAUUGACCCAGAGGGAAUUGAAACUCUUUGUUCUGAUAUGGAGGUAGAUCAUACAGAUGCGAGGAUCUUGAUGCUAGCUUGGAAAAUGAAAGCGGAAAAACAGGGAUAUUUUACCCUGGAAGAGUGGCGAAGAGGCCUCAAAGCAUUGAGAGCAGACACUGUAAAUAAAUUAAAAAAGGCCCUUCCAGAGCUUGAGAAAGAGGUUAAGAGGCCAUCGAACUUUGUGGAUUUCUAUUCCUACGCAUUCCGGUAUUGUUUAACAGAGGAGAAGCAAAAGAGCAUUGAUAUAGAGAGCAUAUGCGAAUUAUUGGAUCUUGUUUUAGGCUCCCAAUUUCGGGUACAAGUUGACUUGUUUGUCGAGUAUUUAAAGACUCAGAAUGAUUACAAGGUCAUAAACAUGGAUCAGUGGAUGGGAUUUUUUCGGUUUUGCAACGAGAUAAGUUUUCCAGAUCUUUGUAAUUAUGAUCCUGACCUUGCUUGGCCCUUGAUCCUGGACAAUUUUGUUGAAUGGAUUCAAGCAAAGCAGAGCUAGUUGAUAUCUUUUGGUCCGCUUGAUUCUCUGCUGUAAACCAUGGUUAUUGUCGAAUUCAUUGUUAUUUAUCUGUUUGCAGGACCACUCAGACUACACACAUCAAAUGCCCCAGGAUUUUUUUUUCUUUCUUUCAUUUUCUUUCAAACAUAAAAGCAUGCUCAAUGUCCUCACCCUCGGAAGUUACUUGUUGGUGUUGUGGAUAAUUCUUGAGAAAGUCUUGAUAUAUUUCUUGCCCACUGAUCUUGCGGCUCUCAUUAAAAAUUUAAUACUAUUUACUGUCUAAUUAACAGCCAUAA
Molecule: messenger RNA, 1217 nt
Organism: Alnus glutinosa
Lineage: Eukaryota; Viridiplantae; Streptophyta; Magnoliopsida; Fagales; Betulaceae
Exons: 10
Coding region: 226-921 (231 amino acids)
Biological process (GO): positive regulation of ubiquitin-protein transferase activity; protein neddylation
Cellular component (GO): ubiquitin ligase complex
Molecular function (GO): ubiquitin-like protein binding; ubiquitin conjugating enzyme binding; cullin family protein binding
Source: RefSeq, a predicted model, not a curated record